Panicum hallii is the source of this 1636-nucleotide messenger RNA. RefSeq names its product nucleosome assembly protein 1;2. Gene Ontology annotation, cellular component: nucleus; chromatin. Gene Ontology annotation, molecular function: chromatin binding; histone binding. The record is from RefSeq and is a predicted model, not a curated record. NCBI's taxonomy places the organism in Eukaryota, Viridiplantae, Streptophyta, Magnoliopsida, Poales, Poaceae. The transcript has 11 exons. Gene Ontology annotation, biological process: nucleosome assembly. Bases 158 to 1276 code for a protein of 372 amino acids.
CCACUCUUUGUUUAUCCCUUCCUCCGCCAUCCCCUCCCUCUCCCCUCAACCCAGCGCUCCCUCCCGCCGCCGCUAGGGUUUCUCCUCCCCUCGCCGCCUCCCCCCAAAUCUCCCCACCGCAGCUUCUAGAGCCUCGCACGGCCCCUCCGCAGCAGCCAUGAGCGACGGCAAGGACUCCCUCGACCUCUCCGGCCUCGGCGCCGCCGUCCCCAACUCGAACGAGCUCAGCGCGGAGGAUAAGGCUAACCUCGUGGCCUCGAUCAAGAACACGCUCGAGGGAUUGGCGUCGCGGCAUAUGGACGUGCUCGAAGGCCUCGAGCCCAAGGUCAGGAAGCGUGUCGAGAAGCUCAGGGAGAUCCAGGGACAACACGAUGAACUUGAGGCAAAGUUUUUCGAGGAGAGAGCUGCACUUGAAGCUAAGUAUCAGAAGUUGUACGAACCACUUUACUCAAAGCGUUACGAAAUUGUCAAUGGCGUGAUCGAGGUUGAGGGUAUCACAGAAAGUGCAGAUGAAACCCCUGCAGAGCACAAAAGUGGAGAUGAAACCCCUGCUGAGCAAAAAGAAGAAAAAGGUGUGCCAGCUUUCUGGCUUAAUGCAAUGAAGAACCAUGAAAUCCUGGCUGAGGAGAUCCAGGAGAGGGAUGAGGAAGCUCUCAAGUACCUUAAGGACAUCAAGUGGUACAGGAUCAGCGAACCUAAGGGUUUUAAGCUUGAGUUUCACUUUGAUACAAAUCCAUUCUUCAAGAAUUCAGUGCUUACAAAAACAUAUCACAUGAUUGAUGAGGAUGAACCGAUUCUAGAGAAAGCCAUUGGUACUGAAAUUGAAUGGUACCCUGGGAAGUGCUUGACACAAAAGGUUCUAAAAAAGAAGCCGAGGAAGGGGUCAAAGAACACUAAACCUAUCACAAAAACUGAAGACUGCGAAAGCUUCUUCAACUUCUUCAGUCCACCUCAAGUCCCUGAUGAUGAUGAGGAAAUUGAUGAGGAUACAGCUGAACAGUUGCAGAACCAAAUGGAGCAAGAUUAUGAUAUCGGAUCUACCAUCAGAGACAAGAUUAUACCACAUGCUGUCUCAUGGUUCACUGGAGAGGCUGCUCAAGAUGAUGACUUCGAAGGCCUUAUAGAUGGUGAUGAGGAGGAUGAGGAAGAAGACGACGAAGACGAAGAUGAAGAGGACGAGGAAAGUGAAGACGAUAAUGAUACAAAGAAGACUAAGGGAGCUGCCGGAGGGGAUGGGCAGCAGGGUGAACGACCUGCGGAAUGCAAGCAGCAGUGAGGUGCUGCACAUUGAAUUUCUGCAUACAGUGGGUUCUGGAAUGAUGAAAGUUCGGUGCUGCUUGAUGCAAUGUCAUUGAGUUGGUUUUGUGGAGCCCUUGGGGGGCGUGUGUUGGUUUUGUGGAAUCGGUGGGGGGAUUUUUCUGGGACAUGGUAUCAUUAUCAUAUGUUGGUAGUUUUGUCACUUGAUGUAUUGGGUUUCAGAUAUUAUGUGCUCUGCUUUUGCUUUGAGUGAUCAUUGUUGCCAGUCUGGUAUUUCGUAUUGCACAUACCGCUGGCGUAGCGUGCUGUACAUUCAUGAAGCGUGUUGCGGAGAAAUUUUGCCCUAGGGGAAGCUGGAAAUUCUACUUUUACCCGACUA